AUGAUGCUAUUCCCCCGGGGGCACGGCGUGUUUGCAUCCUCCGCCUUCGUUGGGCGCCGCGUGUCCCCAUCCAGGUCCCACCACCUCACCUUAUCCUCACACAGGAUGUUUCUCCUCCGCUCAUUUUCCCCAUCGUCUUCCGAGCGAGCCGCCACCGUACCGGGAAGACCAGACGACGGAGCUACCGACGAGGCUGAACCGGCCGCCGCGACCAGCGUGGCCCGCCUCGCCGCCGCAUACCGCGACCCAUGGCCGGACGUCGUUGCCACGCGUCGGGCUCGCCGCCUCGCCCCAACCACGCCCGCCACCGGCGAAACACCAGCCGCCUCAACGUUCUCCGCCGCGCCACCAAGUUCUAUCAGGGUCCUCGCCGCCGUUCGCCGCCCCUCUCGGAGGCGCGCCUGCGGGGGGGAGAAGGAGGCGCUGGAGGACUCGGCGCGCGGCCUGCAAGGCGAGCUGGAGGCCGAGCGCGCCUCCGCCGAGAGGGCCGCCAGCGAGGCCAUGCUCAUGAUCGAGCGCCUGCAGCGCGAGAAGGCCGCCGCGCAGAUGGAGGCGCGCCAGUUCAAGCGCUACGCCGAGGGCCGCGCCGACCACGAGCGCGAGGCGCAGGAGGAGAUGGCAUCGCUCUCCGACCUCGCCGCGUCAUACCACUCCCGGCUCCAGUCCCACGGGAUCGACCCCGACACCUUCUCCGACGAGGAGCUCUACGAGGAGCAGCGCGGCCAUCUCGAGCACAGCGACCUGCUAAGCAGUGCUAUGGUCGCGCCAGAGGAAGAGGCAAACGGCGGCGACCUGUUAAGCAGUGCCAUGGAUGUGAAGACGGACUAG
Lolium rigidum is the source of this 828-nucleotide messenger RNA. RefSeq lists its product as uncharacterized. The record is from RefSeq and is a predicted model, not a curated record. Bases 1 to 828 code for a protein of 275 amino acids. The transcript has a single exon. Lineage: Eukaryota; Viridiplantae; Streptophyta; Magnoliopsida; Poales; Poaceae.